CUCCCCCUUCCCCUCCCAGACGGACCUUUCUUUUCUCCCCCACUCGGCGCUGCUUCUCCACGCUCCCAUCGCUGUCGCCCUCCUCUCGCACUCGCACUCUCGCUGCUGCGCCGAAUUGGAAGCUGUUGCCUCCCAGCGAAUUCAAACCCCGGGGCGGGGCAGGUGGGAGGAGCGGCGGCCGCCGCCGAGCCCGCGCCGACCAGUUGGCGUACCGGGGCGGCCGGGGAUUUGCAUGCCGGCGAUGAUGUUCACGGAGGGGCUGGAUCGGGACGCGCUCAAGUGGGUGCGCGAGGGCCAGGGCGCGGGCGCGGGGGCGGGGGCGCUGCACAGCCACGGCCGCAUGGACGCGCUCCGGGCCGCGCGCGGCGCGGGCGGCCUCGGCCUCGGCAUGCCGCCGCCGGAGAAGUACAGGAGCGGGCACCUGCCGCGCGCGUCCGUGCCGCUGCGCCCCACCGACGGGAGCGCCUCCUCGGCCUCCGACAUGGACGAGUCCUCCGACGCCGAGGAGGUCGAGGUCUGCAGCGGCGGCAGGUACUCCGUCGACUCCUCGCCCCGUCACCGCGACGACGUCCCCCGCCGCACCGCCGUGCCCCUGUACCGGUACGCCAACGUGCCCGGGCAGCAGAACUACUACUCCAGCGACGGCUACUCGGAUCUGAGCUCCUCGAGGGACACGGCGCUGCCGAGGGGGAAGCCGCAGCAGGCGCGGCGGCCACAGGCGCGCGCUGCUGCGUACGUCGAGGAGGAGGAGUACUCGGACUCUGCGGGCAGCUCCGAGUUCUCAAGUCAGGUGUCGGGGCGGAACAAUGGUGUGGCCUCCAAGGGUGGGUAUGCAUCUGAGUACUCGCAUACCGGUCCAGUCCGGAGAGAAGCGAACAAUGCGGUUCCUAAGGCAGCUCGUACGGCAGCUCAGCCUUCAAAUUCGAGGGCUUACCAGCCGGAGCACUAUUCCGCUCAUGUCCCUGCUCGGGUCGAUGCCAAAUCUUCUCCUAAAAUGGAUGGUUUAUCUGAUGUGCCCAGUGCACCACCAAUCCAUGAUUAUAGUCAGGAAACUAAACCAGCUCCUCACAGCGACACCAGAACUUGUGCAAAUGCAAGUGCAUCGGAUGGUUCAACUGUCAAAAAGGAGGACCAUGGUGAUGGUAUUGUGGGAGCUGAUUUGGCUGAAAAAACUGAUAGGAGCACUUUGAAUGGAAGGCACACCAGCAGACCAUCUAGUUCAAUCCCUCUUCGAGUCCCCACGUUUCAUGCCAGUUUGCAAGGCCCCUGGUAUUCUGUGCUUGCAUAUGAUGCUUGUGUUCGCCUGUGUCUUCAUGCAUGGGCUAGAGGCUGUAUGGAAGCUCCGGUUUUUCUGGAAAAUGAAUGCACAUUAUUGAGAGACACAUUUAGCUUGCAAGAUGUGCUGCUGCGAUCGGAGGAGGAACUCAUGACAAAACAGGCAUCAGAACGAGUUACGGAAGGAGCUGCAUCAAAACCCAAGAAAACAAUUGGAAAAAUGAAGGUUCAAGUUCGCAAAGUUCGCAUGUCUGUAGACAUGCCUUCUGGUUGCAAUUUUUCAUCAUUGCCAGUGGUGAAAUUUGAUUCAGUUCGGCACCGUUUGUCCAACGUACAAUCAUCAAUCACAUCUGGGUGGGAGUCAGUUAGGAGAGUUCAAGUAGCAACACAUGUGCCUCCUAACAGUUCCUUCUCGAAGCAUAGCCUAGCAUACAUGCAAGCAAGUGCUCAAUAUAUAAAGCAGGUAUCUGGUCUGCUAAAAGUUGGUGUGACUACCUUGCGCAGCAGUUCAGCUGAUGAAAUACAACAAGAGACAUACUCAUGCAAACUGAGGCUUAAAAGUUCACCUGAAGACGACGUGGUACCAAUGCAGCCAGGAUCUGGUGAAACACAUGUCUUCUUUCCAGAUAGCCUUGGAGAUGAUUUAAUCAUUGAUGUAUCUGAUACCAAAGGAAAACCCUGUGGGCGUGUUGUUGCUCAAGUUGCUACAAUGGCAGAGGAACCUGCUGACAAACUUCGUUGGUGGUCAAUAUACCGGGAGCCAGAGCAUGAACUCGUGGGCCGCAUACAUCUAUAUGUUCAAUAUACAACCGCUGCAGAUGAAAACAACACAAAGUAUGGCUCUGUCGCAGAGACUGUGGCAUACGAUAUUGUUUUGGAAGUUGCAAUGAAGGCACAACACAUUCAGCAACAGAAUCUUGUCUUGCAAGGUUCUUGGAAAUGGUUGCUGACAGAAUUUGCGUCAUACUAUGGGGUUUCAGAUGCGUACACUAAGUUGAGGUACCUCUCGUAUAUUGUGGAUGUUGCAACCCCUACUGCUGAUUGGCUGAAUCUGGUUCACGAGCUCUUGCUCCCAGUACUAAUGAAGAGCCAUGGUACUGCCACAUUGAGCCAUCAAGAGAAUCGAAUACUGGGGGAAGUGGAGGAGCAAAUCGAGCAAACUUUAGCAAUGGUAUUUGAGAAUUACAAGUGUCUUGAUGAGUCACUAGUCUCUGGACUGGCGGAAGACUUCAGGCCUCCAACUGGAUUGGCCGCGUCAGCCCUGGAGCCGGCUAUAAAGCUGUACAGUCUUCUCCAUGAUGUGCUAUCUCCAGAGGCCCAACUGAGACUCUGUGGUUACUUCCAGACUGCUGCCAGGAAGCGCUCGCGGAGGCACAUGCUCGAAACUGAUGAAUUUGUGGCAGGAAAUUCUGAAGGCAUAAAGAUGGACAUUGUGACCUUCACAACUGCUUACCAGAAGAUGAAAUCAUUGUGCCAUAAUAUACGCAAUGAAAUUUUUACAGACAUUGAAAUUCAUAACCAUCACAUACUUCCCAGUUUUGUCGACCUCCCGAAUUUGACAGCCGCCAUCUAUAGUGUGGAGCUCUCAAAUAGACUACGCUCAUUCCUUGUUGCGUGCCCUCCUACUGGCCCUUCUUCUCCGGUUGCAGAUUUGGUGAUCGCCACUGCAGAUUUUCAGAAGGAUCUUGCCAGCUGGAACAUUUGUUCUAUUAAAGCUGGUGUUGAUGCAAAAGAGCUGUUCCAUUUGUACAUUGUAUUAUGGAUUGAAGAUAAACGAAGAGCACUGCUGGAAAAUUGCAGACUGGAUAAGGUUAAAUGGUCAGGAGUUAGGACUCAGCAUAUGACGACACCUUUUGUGGAUGAGAUGUAUGAUUUACUGAAGAACACAUUGACGGAGUAUGAGGUUAUCAUUUGCCGAUGGCCAGAAUACAUAUUUGUUCUUGAGAAUGCUAUUGCAGAUAUCGAGAAAGCGGUAAUCGACUCCCUCGAAAAGCAGUAUGUGGAUAUUUUGGCCCCACUUAAAGAUUGUAUUGCCCCAAAAAAAUUUGGCCUCAAAUAUGUACAAAAGCUAGCAAAGCGCAAUUCAAUGUGCCCUUAUGUUGUACCUGAAGAUCUAGGGAUCCUCUUGAACACAAUGAAAAGACUAUUGGAUGUUCUGCGGCCGCGGAUCGAGAGCCAUCUGAGGUCCUGGAGUUCCUGUAUACCUCAUGGAGGAAAUUCAGCUGCCAUCGGCGAAAGACUUAGUGAGGUUACAGUAACAUUGAGGGCGAAAUUCAGAAACUACAUGCAAGCAGUUGUCGAGAAGUUGUCUGAGAAUACCCGCAUGCAGAACACCACAAAGCUCAAGAAGAUCAUCCAAGACUCAAAAGGAUUGGUCCUGGAGUCAGAUAUCCGCGGCAGGAUGCAGGAGUUGAAUGAUCAGCUAAUCGGGGCAAUAAAUCAUGUGCACAAAGUCUCAGAAGUUCAUGUGUUUGUAGCCAUAUGCCGAGGCUUUUGGGACCGUAUGGGGCAGGAUGUCUUGAGUUUCCUGGAAAACCGCAAAGAGAACAAGGCCUGGUACAAAGGCGCGAGAGUUGCAGUGUCGGUGCUCGAUGAUACAUUUGCAUCCCAGAUGCAGCAGUUGCUUGGCAACACACUCCAGCAAAAGGAGCUGGAGCCGCCUAGGUCCAUCAUGGAAGUGAGGUCAAUUCUCUGCAAAGACGCUCCCCGACAGAAGAAUUCGGGCUUCUACUAUUGAUCAUUUUGUUCUGUACAUAUCAAUGCGCAUUAGAAUGUGCAGCUUAGAAAUGGUGAAAUGGCCGGAGCGAUGAUGUGGAGAUCUUUGUAAAGAAGACAAGACAAUGGAAUAGUAAGAAAUAGAAAAUAGGGCUACUGGUGAAAUACAUGAGCUGAGAAGCCGCAAAAUAGCGCUUUGCUGGUUAACCGGGUUAAAAUAUGUUCCCAUUGCCUGUGGGAUGGGGCUGAAUGCGGAGACUGGUUGUACUUCAUAGGGAGUAGUGUAAGUUUCACUGGUAGCACCUAGCUAGCUGAGAUUUCACAAUUACUAAUAUUGAUUUUUGAACAUGUUGACUGGAUUAUAUUGAUUUCGUAUCUUGCUAAGAGCCUAAGAUGCUAAGGGGCAACCUUUUGAUGGUCAUCGGUUCA
Triticum dicoccoides is the source of this 4419-nucleotide messenger RNA. RefSeq lists its product as uncharacterized. Lineage: Eukaryota; Viridiplantae; Streptophyta; Magnoliopsida; Poales; Poaceae. The record is from RefSeq and is a predicted model, not a curated record. The transcript has 23 exons. Bases 233 to 4012 code for a protein of 1259 amino acids.